Molecule: messenger RNA, 1353 nt
Organism: Rhizophagus irregularis DAOM 181602=DAOM 197198
Lineage: Eukaryota; Fungi; Glomeromycota; Glomeromycetes; Glomerales; Glomeraceae
Source: RefSeq, a predicted model, not a curated record
AUGUCAUAUAAAUGCCCUUUUUGUCAAAGGUACUUCAGCACAAGAUCUGCAUACAAUCAACAUAAGAAUUUUUGUACUCCGCCUAAUAACGAUAGUAGCGAUAGUGAAGAAUUAGAAGAAUUUGAACAUAAAACUAAUAAUCAUGAUAUAGAGAUGGUCCGUGAAGAUUUAUGUGAAGAUCUUUCUGAUAAUAAAAGUACAGACUCGGAAAUAAAUAAUCAGAGUUUUCAAAGUAUGAUGUCAAUUUCAGAGGUUGGUGAAAUUGAUCAAAAUAUAGAAGAAAUAAACCACGAUGAAAAUGAAAAUAUCUUUGAAAAUAUCUUGGAAGAUUCUGAUUCAGAAUUGAAUGAAGAAGAAUCCAAACCAGAAAUUAAUGUUAAUUACCCAAGUGAAGCAUAUGGUGAUUUAAUGGAAUUAGUUACGAAACAUAAACUUAACAAUGCGACAGGAAAUGCUAUAAUUAAAUUCUUUAAUAAACAUGCAAAUUUAGAUAAAUCACCUCUUCCAAGAUCUAUCGAACAAGGCCGCAAAUAUAUGGAUAAUAUGAAACUACCAAAUUUAAAUUAUAAUAAAACUAGUAUAAUGAAUUAUAAUAAUAAUGAGUAUUUUCUUUAUCAUCAGUCUUUAAUAAACUGUAUAAAAAAUAUUUUGUCAAUUUCGGACAUAUCACAAAAUUUUGCAUUAACUUUUGAGAAAGUUGAGCAUAACGGUGAAAUAGAGUUUAGCGAACAAAAUACUGGGAUAUGGUGUGAAAAUGCGGAAAAAUCCCUGCCACCUGGUGCCAGGCUUUUAUCUUUAAUAUUAUAUUCUGAUGCUACAAAUGUUGACACACUAGGAAAAAGUCAACUCCAUCCCAUUUACUUGUCUAUUGGUAAUAUUAAAAAUUGGAGGCGUAAUAAGAAAGAUGCAAAGCAAUUAUUAGCGUAUCUGCCGAUCUUAAAAUCUAAUAAUAUUACUGAAAGGAAGUCUGAAACAUUUAAGAUUGCUGUUCGCGAAUGCUUCCAUAAAUCUUUGGAAUUGUUACUAGACCCUUUAUUAAAAUUAAAUAAAAAUGGCAUUGAUCUAUUUUUAAAUAACGAAAUGAUUUGGUUUUAUCCUAGAGUUUCAGCUAUAAUAUCUGACUGGCCGGAAGCUGCAACGUACUGUAUUACAUACAAAUCACCAAUGUCGAAACAUCCUUGUCAUUUUUGUCUAGUCACAAGAGACAAUCUUGCUGAUCUUAAUUUACAAAUUGAUGAUAUAACACCACGAACUCAUGUUAAUAUGCAGCAGUAUUUUAAUCAAAACUUGAAAAUUCCAUUUGCAUUGAAAAUAUAUCUAAUUUUUUUUGGAAUCUGCCGUAAGUUUACAUAA